Molecule: messenger RNA, 1307 nt
Organism: Guyanagaster necrorhizus
Lineage: Eukaryota; Fungi; Basidiomycota; Agaricomycetes; Agaricales; Physalacriaceae
Exons: 2
Coding region: 68-1054 (328 amino acids)
Source: RefSeq, a predicted model, not a curated record
GCCGCCAUCGUCGUCGUCGUUGUCGACGCCAUCCGCUCCUUCAAAUUCCCUCUCUCCCUCCGUCACUAUGAUAUCCUCGCUCGCUGUCCUUUCAGUGCUGACGACGGCGGUCUUUGCCCAGUCUUCUUCUUCGUCGGCAGCCUCUGCAUCGUCGACAAGCAGCCCAUUAAUUCCGUCGGGCAUCAGCUCCACUUGUACCACCUUUCUUCAAUCCUUGAACAGUAAUUCCGACUUGGCCGCAUGCACGGAAGCUCUGGCCGCUGCGACAUCCGCUUACGCCCCAGGAAACUCAUCAUCGUCUUCCUCAUCCUCCGGAAUGACCAGCGUACUUGACAACAUUGAAUCCAAUUCAUGCGAUGAUACCGUUAUUAUCCCAAUCAUUGCGAAUUUUGGAACGCAGUGCCAGACCGAGCUCGUUUCCAGCCCUGACAAGGCAGUCAUUCUGAUGUAUGAUACCGUCUAUAUGAUGAAUCCUUGGCUCCAGGUGCUUGUCACCAAGGAUGACAAUGGCACAUUUUGUGUCUUUGAGUCCAACAGCGCCGCCACGAACAGCACCUCCAGCUCUGCAUCGGCAAGUGGCUACAGCAAUGCUGCUGCCGUUGUGUCUACCACUGACUUCUACGAAAUAAGCAAUAACCUUGUCGAGAACCUGGAUUCGGGUAGCACGCUAUCUCGGCGGGCACAAACUGUCGUUACCACUCCCAAUGCGACUACUUGGACCACGCACGGCAUUCCAUUCCUCUUCUUCACAAGCUCGCUAUCUUCAUCUACCCUCUGCACCACCUGUGCCCGUAACGUUUUGACAGUUUGGAUUUCAUGGGAAUCAAAGGUGCCAUAUGCUGCUGCUGCAAACCAGAGUGCUCUUCUGAGUGGCCUGACCAGCCUGUACUCGGCCAUUCAGACUAAAUGCGGUCAAUCAUUCCUUAGCGGAGCUGUUACAGCUGCGGGCGGCCUUGGUACCAGCAACGCUCCUCGCAUGGUGACCAGUGGAAAAGGGUUGGUCAGCUUCGUUGCCGGUCUAGCGAGUCUGGCGGUUGCAUCUGUCUUUCUUUAAGGGGUGAGAGGAAGAGAACGAAGGGGAGAUCGUUGCUGGCUUUCAUCGGACUUUCUCCAUUCUGUUACUUCCUUUCCGAUAUUAUCCUACCAUUACUCGACCAUAAAGCUUUAUACCCGCUGGAGCGUUAGGUAUCAUUUGAUUUACUUUUGGGAUAUCAUUGGUAUUGGAUCUUCUUUUCUUCACAGUUAUGGGUGAUGUGCUUUUUCAACUUCCAUACUGUGAUUCACUUGCAUCCAAUCCGUAUAUAUAU